Poeciliopsis prolifica (blackstripe livebearer) is the source of this 3373-nucleotide messenger RNA. It is a transcript of the gene cep57, whose product is annotated as centrosomal protein 57. The record is from RefSeq and is a predicted model, not a curated record. Gene Ontology annotation, cellular component: centrosome. Bases 240 to 1694 code for a protein of 484 amino acids. NCBI's taxonomy places the organism in Eukaryota, Metazoa, Chordata, Actinopteri, Cyprinodontiformes, Poeciliidae. Gene Ontology annotation, molecular function: gamma-tubulin binding; identical protein binding; microtubule binding. The transcript is spliced from 11 exons.
UUAUCUACGUCUAUGUCAGUCCUGCUGAGCGUCGUGCAUAACGGGCCAAGCCGGACUUGGUAUCAUUCGAACGCCAAAGCGUUUUUUUCCCCCCAUAAUAUAUUUGCACAGAGAGGCUGCACAAAAAAGCGGAGCUUGGCUAGCUUGUCAAAUCAAAAAGGGCGUUUCUUCAUCAACUUUUAAAUCAAAUCAUAUGGUUUACACCUUUAGCUUAGGCGGACAGCGUCGGCUGUGCAUCAAUGGAGAUACUUUCAAAAACACCCCCAGCAGAACCCUAUCGGUAUAAGGCAUCGCGUUCUUCUCUAGAGCCCAGCAGGAUGGUGUCUGACAGGCUGUCCAUGUCGUCUUACAAAACCUAUCCUGCUCGUCGAUCUUCCAUCAACAUUCCUGCACGUCACACGUCCCAAACAUUCACUCAGGAUUCAUAUCGUCCGGCAUCACCCAUCAAAACUUUUCCAGAGAGCAGCAGUGCAGCGAUCUUAUCUGCCUUGAGGAAUCUCCAAGAGAAGAUUAGGUGGCUGGAGGCAGAGAAAGAGCGAGCAGAGUUGAGCCUUUGCACUUUGUUGAAGGACGGAUGUCUGCAAAGUGACAGACCUGCGCAGAGACGCCUUUCUGAUGAGGACAUGGAAAGAAAACCAAGCGAGCAGUCAAACUGUAACCAAGUGCUGAUCACCCACCUUGCUGCUGCAGAGAAUCGUUGUGAGAAGCUGGAGGGACAGUUGGCGCAGAUGAAGAGGAUGUUGCCAAGGACAGAAAGCAUCAGCUUGCCCAAUCAGGAGGCUUCAAUAGAGAAACCUGGUAUAAGUAGUCACCAGCCUGAUGGACUGAGCGACCAUGCUCAGUUGGAAAAGCUGGAAAAACUCGAGCAGGAAUAUCUCAAGCUGACUCGCACACAGCAAUAUGCGGAGAUGAAGAUCUCUGCCUUGGAAAGAAAGAUACAAGAAGAGGAGCACCAGAGAAUGCUCAUUCUGGAUAAAGCCAAUCAGUUACAGACAGGUCUGGAAGCCAACAGAAUGUUGCUGCGGUCCGUUUCUCCACGUUUAUCCUUCAGACAACCCAAAGAGAAGAAACCCAGCCCGAAGCAACCUUCUCCAAAAUCCCCAGAAACUCACUACAGACUGAGCCUAAGAGACAUACCAUUUGUCACUGGAACGUCGGUCGCCUGCAGCCACUCAGUCAGAGCCAACGUUCAGGCAGUCUUGUCCCUCCUGAAACGGCACCAGCCUCAUCUCUGCAACAGGCGCGUCCUGUCUCGCAACGCAGAUCUCUCGGAAACGAGCAGCCAGUCAGACGCUUCCUCCACCUCGUCGUCCACUUGCGGAGACGAACUAUCGGAUCUCCUGCAAGCCCUACAGGAGGAGCUGUGCCUCAUGAGUUUGGAGCACACUGAGUUGUUGAGGCAAACGGAGAAGAGCAUCUCUGAAGAGGAAAGGGAAGCGCUUCAGAGUGAGCAGGCGAGGCUACUGCUGAGAAUGGAGAGUAAAGAAGAACAGAUCAGUAAGCUCUGCAAGCAUAAAUCACAGUUAAAGAAGUUGAGAAAGCAGGUGAAGUCUGGGAAGAGCUUCACGGAAGAAAGACUUGCCACCAGAAGGCGCUAUGUACCAUCCACUAAAGCUCAACUAGUUGAGAGAAACAAAAAGAACCUGACGCUUCUGAAGGAAAUGAAAGCUCUGCAAAACUCUUUACAGAUCUGAAACUCGCUACAAUAUAUUUAUAACAUAAUCUGUUUAUUGUUUUUGGUGCUAUUCUUCUACCUCUGACUAUCAGCUCUUAACCUGAAUUUGCCUGGUGCUGAAAACCCACUACACACAACCAGAAGAUUCACUGCUUUCAUCUUCUUUAUAAGAUUAUUGGUACCUCAGCACUCAGAUUUUCUGAGUUCUUAUUUAGGAAUAGAACAAGGACAUCGACUAAAGUCAAAAGUCCAACAAGGAAAGGCCAAGAUAUUCAAGUAGCCUGCAGUUUAGUGUCGGAGGUGGCUGCCAUUCAUAUAGGAUAUCAUGAAAGUUGCCUGUUACCAAAUAAUUUAUGAUUUUUAAAUCACAUUCCUCAGUUUGUGCCGUGAUCAGGUUCUUCUUUUUAAAAUGUAGAGUUUUAUUGAAUCAGAAAUCAAAUAUUUCCAUUAAGAACCUUCAGCUUUCCACACUCUGACCAGCAGAGGUCAGAGUGGUGUGAUUUUUGAAGUACAAGGGUGAAGCAAACCAGUGCUUUGAUUUGAUUUUUUUUCAUCAAUUUUAUUUUUUAUUUUCUUUAAACAGGGUAUAAGAUUGUAUAACAUAUAUAUUUAUAUAUACAUAGGUUCAGAUAUCAAAAUACCAUUGUUUUUGUCUUCAAUUAAAUUCAUAAUUGCCCAAAACCUAUAAAGAAGAGCUGGACAUAUCGUUCUCACAUAUUAAAUAAAAACUAUCACCAUCACUAUCUAACUUUUUUUAAAACUUGGCGUCCAGCUGUGGAAGACUUGUGAUACUCUCUUUUAAGCCUGUAGUCCUUAACAAAAGCAUUCCACUUGGAUUUUCUUCACAUUUUACCAUCUUGUCAUAAUUUUAUGAUCAGUUAUUAUGCAAUAGACCAGAAACAAUAAUUAGUACAACACAGUACAGAGAAGAACCUGAAGGAAAUGAAAACCGUGUUUCCAUUUGCGCUGCUGUAAGUUUAAAUCUUUUAACUUGAAUUAAUUUAUGUUUCAGAUUAAAAGGGGCUGGAUACAGAAAAACGCCACACAUUUGAAUAUUUUUUUUGUAAGAUAUCCUGAAAUCAUGUCUAAGUUUUCUUUCAUUACGCAAUUAUCUAUGUCAGCGUAUUUAAAUUCACCAAAAUUUGUUUCAAAGCGCAAAAUGUGCUAAAUUUUCAUUGAUGUUCUGAACUUUGGAGCAAAUGUUCUGGACUGAGUACAUUUUCUCCAUUUACUCAGUCCAGAAGAAGCUGUAAACUGGUCUUUAACAGGUGCAACACUGUACACCAUACAAGACUCUGGAUUGCUUAUUCUGCUUUCGAGUUUGACAGUACAGCUUUACUUGUAACUCAUUCACACACUGGACAUCCUGAAAAGUAACCAUUUCCACUUGGGAAAAUGUUUACUUUCGUACCAGUGUUAAUUUUGAUUGUGUUUCGUUUUAACAAUUAACUCGGUGGGUGCAUUCCAUAAAAAUUAAAACAUGUUAAUGGAUGUUUUAUCUCAUUGCUGUGAAAGAGUUCACAAGAGGACACCAAAAGAUCUUGUGCAUGCAAAAGUUUACUACAUAAUAACAUAAACCACAUUGCUGCUUAUCAGGCGGUAAAAACUGAUGUUGCAUGUGUUAUUUUUUGAUUUUAAUGAGGAGAAUGUGAUUGUGAGACAUCGGGUAAUGUUGCUAAAUAAACCUGAAUACGGACA